AAAAGGGAAAGGAAUUAAAGUGGGCAUUGGUAUUUGUAAGAAUGGUGGCAUUUUAUAACCCCAGAACUGCUCUGUUUGGGUGUCUCCAUGUGACUUGAAAACAGCAACAAACACACACUGUCUCUCGCUCUAUUGAGAAGCUUAGAAAAUGAACCAGAGCUCCCAUGGCUUCUUCUUCUUCUUCUUCUUCUCUUUUCUCUUCAUUUUCCUUCUAUUUUCCCAAUCAGCCUCUGCCCGAUUCCCAGCAGCCAAACAGGGUCUAGGGGAAACCCACGAGAAGCUCACCCAUGGAGGGGUUCAAGCAGAUUCAUGGCCAGAUUUCCCCCAUAUAAUUGGAGGAAGGGAGAAGGGAGAAGAAGAAGAAGAAGGAUGGGAGAAGAGGAAGAUGAUGUUAGAAGCACACUUGGAUUAUGUUUACACACAGAAUGUGAAGCAUUGAAUCAAAUAGUAAUUUAAAGAUAUGUUUUAUGUACACAUCCAAAUACUACAGGAGUUGUUGUUUUUAUCCUUUUAUUAUAUGAUAUAAACUAUUAUUUAC
Messenger RNA from Cucurbita moschata (crookneck pumpkin), 538 nucleotides. RefSeq lists its product as uncharacterized. The transcript has 3 exons. Bases 149 to 439 code for a protein of 96 amino acids. Gene Ontology annotation, biological process: cell population proliferation. NCBI's taxonomy places the organism in Eukaryota, Viridiplantae, Streptophyta, Magnoliopsida, Cucurbitales, Cucurbitaceae. The record is from RefSeq and is a predicted model, not a curated record. Gene Ontology annotation, cellular component: extracellular region. Gene Ontology annotation, molecular function: growth factor activity.